Colletotrichum spaethianum is the source of this 708-nucleotide messenger RNA. RefSeq lists its product as uncharacterized. The coding region runs from base 1 to 708 and encodes 235 amino acids. The transcript is spliced from 3 exons. The record is from RefSeq and is a predicted model, not a curated record. NCBI's taxonomy places the organism in Eukaryota, Fungi, Ascomycota, Sordariomycetes, Glomerellales, Glomerellaceae. Gene Ontology annotation, molecular function: phosphatidylcholine lysophospholipase A1 activity.
AUGUCGGGAGGAAAGACGCUCCGCGUCUUCUGCUUCGGUGACUCGCUGACGGCGGGGUACUCGGCCUACGGCGCCGUCUACCACCCGUACUCCAUCGCCCUCACCAAGAAGCUCUCGCGGGACCUCUCGGACACACAGGUCAUCGCGACGGACAACGGGAUGCCCGGCGACGUUGUCUCGCAGGGCGCCUUUGCGAAGCGGUUCGAGAGCGAGUACUCGACGACCAGUGAUCUUGCAUACAAUGUACCGCCAGAAAGGAUAUUUGAAUCCCUCCGCCGGGUGUACGACUCGGCCAUCGCCAAGGGGAGCAAGGUCCUCGCGCUGACGGUCCCCGAGUGCGCCGCCAAGGACGACGAGCUCGACAGCCACCGGCGACAGCUCAACAACACCAUCCUCUCACACCAGUCACCAAACUACCACGCCUUCGACCUCAAUCCCAGAAUCCCCUACCACUCGCUCACCGAGCGGGAGCGGCAGCGGUACUGGGACGACGGCCUGCACCUCACGGCCGCGGGCUACGACUGGAUGGGCACCCACAUCGCCGAGGCCCUCGGCGACCUCGUCGAGCUGGAGCGGAACCCGGACUCGCGGAGGGCGCGGCGCGCGCGGCGCCACGUCGAGGAGGAGAUUUGCUUCGACGAGGAGGACGGCGACCCGCUGUCGCUCAGCGGCGGGUACGUGGUUGUGCGGAUGAGGGACCUGAAUUAG